Messenger RNA from Erythranthe guttata (spotted monkey flower), 1775 nucleotides. Its product is annotated as putative protein phosphatase 2C 27. Gene Ontology annotation, biological process: protein dephosphorylation. Gene Ontology annotation, molecular function: cation binding; protein serine/threonine phosphatase activity. NCBI's taxonomy places the organism in Eukaryota, Viridiplantae, Streptophyta, Magnoliopsida, Lamiales, Phrymaceae. The record is from RefSeq and is a predicted model, not a curated record.
CACACACACACACAAACUUCUCUCUCUCUCUCUCUCUCUCUCUCUCUUCUCACAGCCAUAAACAACAUAUUCCCAGAAUCUUCUCUCUCUCUCUAGCUCCCAAUCCAAAGGGUGGGAGCUCUUUCUACCACCACUAGUGUACUCAUAAAGUGUAGAGAGAGAAAGAGACACGAUUCUUGAUUCUUCUGGUUGACCUAAAUAGUGAAGAAGAAAGAAAAAAAAAAAAAGGAAAUGUGUGUUAAAGAUGCAGAGCAAGUGAGUGAAGGAUUAAUGGAGGAAAAGGGUCUGCCCAGCAAUAAUAAUGAUUUGCUUUCUCAAGUUGAUUUCUCCAAUAAUACCCACAACCCCAAUUCCUUCCCUCUGGAAAGCAUUUGUGAAAACUCGACCAUUUCAGACAGAAAACAGAUGAUAUCGAAUAAUAAUUUCGUCCCGACACUUAGGUCUGGAGAGUGGUCGGACAUAGGAGGGCGGUUACAUAUGGAGGACACACAUGUUUGCAUUCCCGAUUUGGCGAUGAAUUUCGGUUCAACUGUAUGUGGUGACGAAGCUAUAUCCUUCUAUGGGGUGUUCGAUGGACAUGGUGGAAAGGGUGCAGCCCAAUUUGUACGUGACCACUUGCCAAGAAUUAUUGUCGAGGAUGCCGAUUUCCCGUUGGAGCUUGAGAAAGUGAUCACACGAUCUUUCGUGGAAGCCGAUACCGCCUUUGCCAAAUCUUGCUUCAUCGAAUCUACACUGUCGUCUGGCACAACUGCACUCACCGCAAUGAUAUUUGGCAGAUCGUUGCUCGUUGCAAAUGCCGGAGAUUGUAGAGCGGUUUUAUCUCGAUGCGGGGUUGCAAUCGAGAUGUCAAAAGACCAUAGGCCUUGUUGUGCAAACGAACGGUCGAGGGUCGAGUCACUAGGUGGAUUUGUGGACGACGGUUAUUUGAACGGCCAAUUGGGAGUGACGCGAGCUUUAGGCGAUUGGCACAUUAAAGGGCUAAAGGAGUGGGAAAAAGGCGGACCGUUGAGUGCCGAACCGGAGCUCAAAUUAACGACGCUUACGAACGAGGACGAAUUCUUGAUAAUCGGUAGUGACGGAAUAUGGGAUGUUUUUAGGAGCCAAAACGCGGUGGAUUUCGCUAGGAGGAGACUACAAGAGCACAAUAGUGUCAAGUUGUGUUGCAAGGAUAUCGUGAAUGAGGCGAAAAAACGAGGGGCGAUGGAUAAUUUGACAGUGGUGAUGGUGUGCUUUCACACCGAGCCGCCAGCUCCGAUGGUGGUGCAGAGGUCUAGUAGGGUUAGGCGGUGCAUUUCUGCGGAAGGGCUUCAAAGCCUGAAGUUUCUGCUCCAGGGCUAGAAGCCCUUACGCUGGAAGAUAGAUGCUACACCUGGUGAAAUACACAUUGGGUGGUGAAGAUUAUUUACGCUUAUUCCGCGCGCUCGCACACACACUUCAUCCGGUGUAGUAUCUAAAAUAUGUGAGUUGCAAUUCAUUUUUGUGCCAAAAUUGGUGCCUCGUGAUCGUUGUUUCUUCUUACGGUCACAUACAUGUGUGGAGAUGAUAAAUAAUUUGAUGUUGUCAAGAACGUGUAAAUAUGCCGAUUGGUAUACGCAAUUCUUCCAUUUGGUUUGUCAAAUGGACAUGGAAUAAAGCACGAGGACAAUAUACUACGUUGUCGAAGGAUAUAGGAACAUGUGUACAUUGUAAACACAAAUGUAAUAAAUUGUAGCCAUUUUUUCUGAUGAACAUGUUUGUAUACAUAUCUGCAUACAAACGUAUCGGGUGAUUAUAGC